ACAGGGCAGAUGAUGAUCGUGGCAGGGGACUACUCGCUGAGUACGUUUGAGGGAACAGAGCAGUACUCCAAACCUCACAGACUCAUCCCCCAUUCACUGUACAAGAAGACCACCAACAACACAUGCUUAUUAAGGUAAAGGAUACAGCCUUUACCUACCUUUCAUAUUCAUGUUUAUAUACAUAAUUGGAUACAGCAGUAUUAUGACAUUGGGCCAUGUGAUAAUAAUAACUAGACCUUGUAUCAGAGUAACUACCUUUGUAGUAAAUGUGUAAUUACCUUGUAAUAACUUAGUAAGUACAUGCAUGUCAAUUCAGUUAAAUUCAAGUCAACUCAACAAAACUUAACUCAAUUAAUUCAACUCCACCCUCUAUCCCACUCUAUCUCGUUUCUUCUUCCCUGUGCAGCUGAGGGUUCCCAUGGCAAUGGGUAGCUACUUGUCCCUGACCCCUUUCCCUCGACAGGGUACGGGGUGAUGGCAGGGCAGGUGUCGGGGUGGGGGUAACCCUCUCUCGGAGGUCACCCCUACUCUGCGUACGGUCAAACUGCCCAUGGUGUCGUCGGCCAGGUGCAACAGCAGCAAGUCGCUCAACGGGAAAAUCACCUCCAACAUGAUCUGUGCCGGCUACAAUGCUGGGGGGAAGGACGCAUGCAAGGUACAGUGGCUUGCAAAGGUAUUCACCCCCCUUGGCAUUUUUCCUAUUUUGAUUUUUGGGGGGGUUGUAUCAUUUGAUUUACACAACAUGCCUACCACUUUGAAGAUGCAAAAUAUUUUUUCUUGUGAAACAAACAAGCAAUAAGACAUAAAAAGAGAACUUGAGCGUGCAUAACUAUACUUUGUAGAGCCACCUUUUGCAGCAAUUACAGCUGCAAGUCUCUUGGGGUAUGUCUCUAUAAGCUUGGCACAUCUAGCCACUGGGAUUGUUGCCCAUUAUUCAAGGCAAAACUGCUCCAGCUCCUUCAAGUUGGAUGGGUUCCGCUGGUGUACAGCAAUCUUUAAGUCAUACCACAGAUUCUCAAUUGGAUUGAGAUCUGGGCUUUGACUAGGCCAUUCCAAGACAUUUAAAUGUUUCCCCUUAAACCACUCAAGUGUUGCUUUAGCAGUAUGCUUAGCGUCAUUGUCCUGCUGGAAGGUGAACCUCCGUCACAGUCUCAAAUCUCUGGAAGACUGAAACAGGUUUCCCUCAAGAAUUUAUCAGUAUUUAGCGCCAUCCAUCAUUCCUUCAAUUCUGACCAGUUUCCCAGUCCCUGCCGAUGAAAAACAUCAUGGUGUUCUCGGGGUGAUGAGAGGUGUUGGGUUUGCGCCAGACAUAGUGUUUUCCUUGAUGGCCAAAAAGCUCAGAGUACCUUCUUCCAUAUGUUUGGGGAGUCUCCCACAUGACUUUUGGAGAACACCAAACGUGUUUGCUUAUUUUCUUCUUUAAGCAAUGGCUUUUUUCUGGCCACUCUUCCGUAAAGCCCAGCUCUGUGGAGUGUACGGCUUAAAGUGGUCCUAUGGACAGAUACUGUGGAGCUUUGCAUCUCCUUCAGGGUUAUCUUUGGUCUCUUUGUUGCCUCUCUGAUUAAUGCCCCCCUUGCCUGGUCCGUGAGUUUUGGUGGGCGGCCCUCUCUUGGCAGGUUUGUUGUGGUGCCAUAACAGGUGUAUAUAAACUGAGAUCAUGUGACAGAUCUUGUGACACUUAGAUUGCACACGGGUGGACUUUAUUGAACUAAUUAUGUGACGUCUGAAGGUAAUUGGUUGCACCAGAUCUUAUUUAGGGGCUUCAUAGAAAAGGGGUGAGUACAUAUGCACGCAGCACCUUUCCGUUAUUUUUUUUAUUUUUUGAAACAAGUAAUUUUUUCCAUUUCACUUCACCAAUUUGGACUAUUUUGUGUAUGUCCAUUCCAUGGAAUCCAAAUAAAAAUCCAUUUAAAUUACAGGUUGUAAUGCAACAAAAUAGGAAAAACGUCAAGGGAGAUGAAUAGUUUUGCAAGGCACUGUACUGGACCUGAUAGAGCUGACACCAUUUUUUAUGAGAGAGAACUACAGUAAGUUAUUGAACUGGUAGGGGUGCAUGGAAGGGGCUAGUAGGGAUCGAAAUGGAACUUGGCCUAUGUAUUAGGGGCCUCUGCUGGUGCCUCAUCCCUUUACCUUGUGGUUUUCAAACCUCUCCUCAGAUGUUUCACAAUUUUGUUGUAGCCCUGAACUACACUGAACAAAACUAUAAACGCAACAUGUAAAGUGUUGGUCCCAUGUUUCAUGAGCUGGAGAGAGGAGUGUUUCUGCUGUAAUAAAGCCCUUUUGUGGGGGAAACUCAUUCUGAUUGUCUGGGCCUUGCUCCCCUGCCAAGUCAUGUGAAAUCCAUAGUUUAGGGCCUAAUGAAUGUCAUUAAAUUGAUUGAUUUCCUUAUAUGAACUGUAACUCAGUAAACCUUUUACAUUUUUGCAUGUUGCGUUUAUAUUUUUGUUCAGUAUAUCUCACCUAGUCAAGGGCUUGAUAAAUAGUUGAUAAGUUGAAUCAGGUAUGCUAGCUCUAGAGUAGUUCAAAUAUACUGAACAAAAAUAUAAAUGCAACAUGCAACAAUUUCAAAGAUUUUACUGAGUUACUGUUCAUAUCAAGAAAUCAACCAAUUGAAAUAAAUGAAUUAGGCCCUAAUCUAUGGAUUUCACAUUACUGGGAGAACAGAUAUGCAUCAGUUGGUCACAGAAACCUUUUUUAAAAAGGUAAGGGCGUGGAUCAGAAAACCAGUCAGUAUCUGGUAUGACCACCAUUUGCCUCAUGCAGCGCGACACAUCUCCUUCGCAUAGAGUUGAUCAGGCUGUUGAUUGUGGCCUGUGGAAUGUUGUCCCACUCCUCUUCAAUGGCUGUGCGAAGUUGCUGGAAAUUGGCGGGAACUGGAACACGCUGUCAUAUGCGUCGAUCCAGAGCAUCCCAAACAUGCUCAAUGGGUGACAUGUCUGGUGAGUAUGCGGACCAUUGGAGAACUGGGACAUUUUCAGCUUCGAAGAAUUGUGUACAGAUCCUUGCGACAUGGGGCCGUGCUUUAUCAUGCUGAAACAUGAGGUGAUGGCGGAGGAUGAAUGGCACAACAAUGGGCCUCAGGAUCUCAUCACGGUAUCUCUGUGCAUUCAAUUUGCCAUAGAUAAAAUGCAAUUGUGUUCAUUGCCUGUCCAUACAAUAACCCCACCGCCACCAUGGGGCACUCUGUUCACAACGUUGACAUCAACAAACCGCUCGCCCACACGACACCAUGCACAUGGUCUGCGAUUGUGAGGACGGUUGGACAUACUGCCAAAUUCUCUAAAACAACGUUAGAGAAAUGUAAAAUUCAAUUCUCUGCCAACAGCUCUGGUGGACAUUCCUACAGUCAGCAUGCCAAUUGCACGCUCCCUCAAAACUUAAGACAUCUAUGGCAUUGUGUUGUGUGACAAAACUGCACAUUUUAGAGUGCCCUUUUAUUGUCCACAGGUGCACCUGUGUAAUGAUCAUGCUGUUCAAUCAGCUUCUUGGUAUGUCACACCUGUCAGGUGGAUAGAUAAUCUUGGUCCCCGAUGAGAGGUUUGAAAACCCCUGCCUUAUCCAACUUGAUGAAACCAAACAAUUACUUUUGAAUGUAAAAUGUCAUAUUUUCUCCAAAUUAUUACAGUGUAUACAAUAGUCUACCUUGAGGUGGCCCCAAAGAUGGAGACAUGUUUUCAUGGAAACUGAGUGAGGGUGUGGUGUACCUUGUGGUAGGUUCUAGGGGCAUUCCGGCGGCCCGCUGGUGUGUGAGGGGCGUGUCUAUGGCGUGGUAUCCUGGGGUAAUGGCUGCAGAGACACUAAGUUUCCAGGCGUUUACAUGGCAGUGUCAAUGA
Molecule: messenger RNA, 3833 nt
Organism: Coregonus sp. 'balchen'
Lineage: Eukaryota; Metazoa; Chordata; Actinopteri; Salmoniformes; Salmonidae
Source: the annotation of a GenBank genome assembly